Molecule: messenger RNA, 3179 nt
Organism: Biomphalaria glabrata
Lineage: Eukaryota; Metazoa; Mollusca; Gastropoda; Planorbidae
Exons: 7
Coding region: 118-585 (155 amino acids)
Source: RefSeq, a predicted model, not a curated record
UAAACGUAGUGCGAGUCAGGAACAGGCAGUUGAAAACAGGUUUGGCUCUUGGACACCUAGUGUUUGAUUCUAAUUGUUUAAGUCUUACUGGGUGACUCCUACAAGUGUUGGUAGAAAAUGAGAGCUGUACUUUCACUCCUGUUUAUAACAAUUCUGAUGUUACACACAGAUCUUGUUACUUGCCAAACCACAAAUUUAAUAAAGUCUUUCACUGUUAAUGGAGCGUCACAGGUCAUAAUCACAGAAGGCAGUCUGAUUAAGUUUGAGGCAACGAAACUGGACAACGUGUCCAACCCAGUUUGGACAAUUCGGGCAGCGUCAUCAGGCCAAUAUAUUUUCGGUGGUUCUGGAUUUACAGUUAUUUCACAAUCAGUCAGUAACAGCGUAGCAGCAACAUCUUCGAUGAAUGGUACUGUAGAAUGUCAGGCUAAAGUUGGCAACGAUGUGGAUAUUAAGACUGUCCUUGUCAUUGUGACAAAGCUAAAGUCGGGCGACGCUGGUAAUGACGCAACUAGCCAAACAGUCGAACGGUCCACCGUAUUCUUGACCAUCUUCUUGGCUUAUUGGGCAAUGAAACGGCUUUAAUCAUGUGUAGACACCUAUUAGUAAUUCAAGAUUUAAAAGAUGUACAAGUCUUGUUAAUAACAACUUGAAAUAUAAUCUGAUAUCUUAAAAAGAUACUGUUUACAUGUUUUUAAGAACCGGUUACAUAUUUCUUAAAGAACUGGUUAGAUUUUUUAAGAACCAGAUAGAUGAUGCUUUUUAUAGAACUGUUUAAAUGUUUUUAAGAAAUGGUUGGAAGUUCUUUUAAAGAACUGGUUAGAUUUUGUAAAAAAAAAUAUGGUUGAAUGUUUUUAAGAACUGUAUAAAUGUCUUUUAAAAGUGUUUAUAUGUUGUCUGUUUGAAGUACUUAUUUUUAUGCAAUGUGUUUUGUUACAUUAAAAAAAAAAUAAUCGAACUUUUAUAUUUCAUUGUUUUCUGUGCUUUUAUUGUAUAAGCGGUCUGUAUGUUUAUAUCAUGAUAAACUACUGUAUGUUUACAUCAAGAUAUUCUACUGUAUGUUUACAUAAAGAUAUUCUACUGUAUGUUUGCAUCAAGAUAAAAUACUGUAUGUUUACAUCAAGAUAAAAUACUGUAUGUUUAUAUCAAGAUAAAAUACUGUAUGUUUAUAUCAAGAUAAAAUACUGUUUUUUAUAUCAAGAUAAACUACUGUAUUUUUAUAGCCAGAUAAAAUACUGUAUGUUUAUAUCAAGAUAAACUACUGUAUUUUUAUAUCAAGAUAAACUACUGUAUGUUUACAUCAAGAUAAACUACUGUAUGUUUACAUCAAGAUAAACUACUGUAUGUUUACAUCAAGAUAAAAUACUGUAUGUUAACAUCAAGAUAAAAUACUGUAUGUUUAUAUCAAGAUAAAAUACUGUUUUUUAUAUCAAGAUAAACUACUGUAUUUUUAUAGCCAGAUAAAAUACUGUAUGUUUAUAUCAAGAUAAACUACUGUAUUUUUAUAUCAAGAUAAACUACUGUAUGUUUACAUCAAGAUAAACUACUGUAUGUUUACAUCAAGAUAAACUACUGUAUGUUUACAUCAAGAUAAAAUACUGUAUGUUUACAUCAAGAUAAAAUACUGUAUGUUUAUAUCAAGAUAAAAUACUGUUUUUUAUAUCAAGAUAAACUACUGUAUUUUUAUAGCCAGAUAAAAUACUGUAUGUUUAUAUCAAGAUAAACUACUGUAUUUUUAUAUCAAGAUAAACUACUGUAUGUUUACAUCAAGAUAAACUACUGUAUGUUUACAUCAAGAUAAACUACUGUAUGUUUACAUCAAGAUAAAAUACUGUAUGUUUACAUCAAGAUAAAAUACUGUAUGUUUAUAUCAAGAUAAAAUACUGUUUUUUAUAUCAAGAUAAACUACUGUAUUUUUAUAGCCAGAUAAAAUACUGUAUGUUUAUAUCAAGAUAAACUACUGUAUUUUUAUAUCAAGAUAAACUACUGUAUGUUUACAUCAAGAUAAACUACUGUAUGUUUACAUCAAGAUAAACUACUGUAUGUUUACAUCAAGAUAAAAUACUGUAUGUUUACAUCAAGAUAAAAUACUGUAUGUUUACAUCAAGAUAAAAUACUGUAUGUUUACAUGAAAAUUAAAAUACUGUAUGUUUACAUCAAGAUAAAAUACUGUAUGUUUACAUCAAGAUAAAAUACUGUAUGUUUACAUCAAGAUAAAAUACUGUAUGUUUACAUCAAGAUAAAAUACUGUAUGUUUACAUGAAAAUUAAAAUACUGUAUGUUUACAUCAAGAUAAAAUACUGUAUGUUUACAUCAAGAUAAACUACUGUAUGUUUACAUCAAGAUAAAAUACUGUAUGUUUACAUCAAGAUAAACUACUGUAUGUUUACAUCAAGAUAAAAUACUGUAUGUUUACAUCAAGAUAAAAUACUGUAUGUUUACAUCAAGAUAAAAUACUGUAUGUUUACAUGAAAAUUAAAAUACUGUAUGUUUACAUCAAGAUAAAAUACUGUAUGUUUACAUCAAAAUAUUCUACUGUAUUUUUAUAUCAAGAUAAACUACUGUAUGUUUACAUCAAGAUAAACUACUGUAUGUUUACAUCAAGAUAAACUACUGUAUGUUUAUAUCAAGAUAAACUACUGUAUGUUUACAUCAAGAUAUUCUACUGUAUGUUUACAUCAAGAUAAACUACUGUAUGUUUAUAUCAAGAUAAACUACUGUAUGUUUACAUCAAGAUAAACUACUGUAUGUUUACAUCAAGAUAAACUACUGUAUGUUUACAUCAAGAUAAAAUACUGUAUGUUUACAUCAAGAUAAAAUACUGUAUGUGUACAUCAAGAUAAAAUACUGUAUGUUUACAUGAAAAUUAAAAUACUGUAUGUUUACAUCAAGAUAAAAUACUGUAUGUUUACAUCAAGAUAAAAUACUGUAUGUUUACAUCAAGAUAAAAUACUGUAUGUUUACAUGAAAAUUAAAAUACUGUAUGUUUACAUCAAGAUAAAAUACUGUAUGUUUACAUCAAGAUAAAAUACUGUAUGUUUACAUCAAGAUAAACUACUGUAUGUUUACAUCAAGAUAAAAUACUGUAUGUUUACAUCAAGAUAAAAUACUGUAUGUUUACAUCAAGAUAAAAUACUGUAUGUUUACAUGAAAAUUAAAAUACUGUAUGUUUACAUCAA